AUGGCUGAAGAAAAGCGGGUGCAAACCACCGACCAAGUUAGCAUUGUAGAUGAAGCUGGUAAGAAAGCCGAGGGCCAUACCCUCAAUGCGACCGCCGACAUCACCAAGUCUGAGCAUGAGCUUGGGUUCUUCAUGGCCGUGAAGCAAUAUCCCAUGGCUGUCUUCUGGGCUAUGUUCUUCUGUAUCGCCGUGAUCAUGGCUGGGUUUGAUGCCCAGCUCGUCACUUCCUUCUACGCCUUGCCCUCUUUCCAGCAACGCUUCGGUUAUCUCUACCAGGACAAAUAUAUCAUCUCCGCGCCCUGGCAGACGGGGUUGGGAAUGGGCAAUCCCAUUGGGCAAAUUGUCGGUGCGCUGGCCUGCGGUUGGCCGCUGGAGAAGUUUGGCCGCAAGAAGACUCUUGCGGCAUGCUGUGUCUGGUCGGUUGGCUUCGUCUUCAUGCAGUUUUUCUCCACCUCCAUUGGGAUGCUGUGUGCUGGAGAGAUCCUGGGUGGUCUAGCCUAUGGCUUCUACGUAGUCAUCGCCCCGACUUAUGCGUCUGAGAUUUGUCCCCUGGCUCUCCGAGGUGUUCUUACUGCGUCUGUCAACCUGGCCUUUGUGAUUGGCCAGUUCAUCGCCCAGGGCUGUGCUGCAGGCGUCGAAAGCCGGUUGGAUGAGUGGGCGUAUAAGAUCCCGUUUGCUAUUCAAUGGAUCUGGCCUGUUGUCUUGCUUGCUGGCCUGCUUUUUGCCCCUGAGAGCCCCUAUUGGCUCAUCCGCCAGAACAGAAAGGACGACGCGCGAAAGUCACUCCUCAAACUGACCUCAGCCUCGCACCGUCCCGACAUCGAGUCUCUGCUUGUGAUGAUCGAGGAAACCGACCUACUUGAGCGCGAACUUGAAGCCCAGGCCUCGUACCUGGAAUGCUUCCGAGGGCUCAACCUCCGCCGCACAGAGAUCUCCAUCAUGGUUUAUCUAAUCCAAGUCAUUGGGGGCAACCCGCUCAUUGGCUACGCGAACUUCUUCUUCGAGCAAGCCGGUCUUGACGCUUCUGAUGCAUUCAAUAUGGGAGUAGGCAACACCGCCAUGGGUUUUGUCGGCACCUGCCUUUCCUGGCCUCUAAUGUCUCAUUUUGGCCGCCGCACCAUCUAUAACUACGGCAUGCUACUGAUGACAAUCAUUCUGUUCGUCAUCGGAUUUCUCGACCUGCGAUCGGGGAUGUCGGCCAUAACAUGGGCGCAGGCGUCUUUGAUGGACAUCUGGACGUUCAUUUAUCAGAUGACGGUCGGCCCUAUUUGCUUUGUCAUUAUCUCUGAGGUGUCGUCUACUCGGCUACGUGGCCGCACUAUCGCCAUUACCACCGCCGUCCAAGCGCUAGCCAGCAUCGUCUUCACUAUCGCCAUGCCAUACAUGCUCAGCACCGACCAGGCAAACUGGCAUGGCAAGGCUGGGUUCCUCUUCGGCGCCGUCAGUCUUGUCUGCUUGGUGUGGUGCUGGUUCCGCAUCCCGGAGAGUCGGGGUCGCACCUUCGAGGAGCUCGACAUCCUGUUCGAGCGCAAGGUGCCUGCGCGCAAGUUUGCCCAAUACGAUCUUCUGGAGAAUCACCAGGUCGCGUAA
Molecule: messenger RNA, 1590 nt
Organism: Talaromyces proteolyticus
Lineage: Eukaryota; Fungi; Ascomycota; Eurotiomycetes; Eurotiales; Trichocomaceae
Product: putative MFS transporter
Exons: 3
Coding region: 1-1590 (529 amino acids)
Biological process (GO): carbohydrate transport; transmembrane transport
Cellular component (GO): membrane
Molecular function (GO): carbohydrate:proton symporter activity
Source: RefSeq, a predicted model, not a curated record